This is a messenger RNA of Melampsora larici-populina 98AG31, 1470 nucleotides long. RefSeq lists its product as uncharacterized. The record is from RefSeq and is a predicted model, not a curated record. The coding region runs from base 1 to 1470 and encodes 489 amino acids. Gene Ontology annotation, molecular function: oxidoreductase activity; FAD binding. NCBI's taxonomy places the organism in Eukaryota, Fungi, Basidiomycota, Pucciniomycetes, Pucciniales, Melampsoraceae. The transcript has 9 exons.
AUGCUUCACUCUUUGUUUACCGUCUCUUGCGCUUUGGGUGUCCUGUGCUCUGUUAGAGCAGACACUGCUUCUUUGCGAACAAAAUUCUCCAAGUUAGGAAUAGACGCUGUCUUUCCAGGAGAUCCAUCUUAUAAAAAAUUUGCUACACCUUUCAACAAACGCCUGACAUAUAUGCCGGCUGCCGUUGUCUUCCCUAAUAACACAAAAGCUGUGUCCGAUUCCGUCAAAGCAGCUGUUGAAGCAAGAAUUCCAGUCUCGCCUCGCUCCGGUGGACAUUCGUACGCUGCAUAUGGCUUGGGAGGGACUAAUGGAGCCUUAGUUGUCGAUCUCUCGCGAAUUAAUAAGGUCUCUGUCAAUCAGUCAACAGGUCAAGCUGUUAUUGGAACUGGAAAUCGAUUAGGUGAUGUGGCUAUCAGAUUGCAUUCUCAAGGUGGCCGCGCAAUUCCCCAUGGUACAUGUCCGUACGUCGGUAUUGGGGGCCACGCGGCAUUCGGGGGUUUUGGUCCCACAAGUCGGAUGUGGGGUUUGACUUCGGACAAUAUCAUCAGCCAAGAAGUGGUGCUCGCAAACGGUACAAUCGUUCAAGCAUCGAAAAAUGCCAAUUCAGACCUCUUCUGGGCCUUGAGAGGUGCAGGAGCCUCGUACGGUGUCGUGACAUCAAUGAAGUUUCAAACCUAUGCCGCCCCUAGCCAACCUACCAAGUUUGACAUCCAAUGGGAUUUCGAUCCAAAUGGCUUUGCAAACGCGUUAAUCAAAUUUCAAACCUUUUGUCGGUCUAACCUACCCGCUGAACUUGGAGUGGAGGCCGAUUUAGGACGAGGGACCCAGUCUGGACGUUUGAAUUUCGCUCUGUAUGGGGUCUGGUAUGGUGAUAGCUCAAAGUUCCCGGCUGUCAUUCAGCCCUUUUUGAAUGUGAUGAGUGACACAUUGGAUUUGAUGAAUUUGACGCUUUUCUUCCCCUACACAGGCGUGGACUUAUCAGCGGAGCAUGACACUUUCUAUGCCAAGUCUUUGACAACUCCACAAUCAGCCCCCAUGUCAAAUUCUUCUAUCCAAGCUUUCUCGAAAUACCUCUCGUCGGAAGGAUGGAAAACAGAUACAAAAUGGUUGGUCCAAUUCAUCCUUUACGGCGGUCAGAACUCUGCUAUCACCGCCGUAGCAAAGUAUGCGACGGCGUUUGCACAACGUUCCAUAUUGUGGACUAUUCAAUUCUACGCCUCAUCCAGAAACUACGCGCCACCGUUCCCAAGUGCAGGAUUAACCUUCCUAGAUCAAAUGGUAUCAAAAAUUGUUAACAGCAACCCUUCUGGAUGGGCAUACGGCGCCUAUGCCAAUUACGUUGAUGAUCGGUUGUCUGCAACUCAGUGGAAGAAUCUCUAUUACAACACACAUUAUCAGCGAUUGACAAAAAUCAAGUCUGCUUACGACCCUCAAAAUGUGUUUGCGUAUCCUCAAAGUAUAACCAAGUAA